AUGCAGAAAAGAAGGAAGCCGGAGCCGAUCCAGCUGAACCCGAUCCCCGAUGGGAACACCAUCAACGGCACCGGAGCCUCUGAAACAAAUUUGGAGGCUCUGCAGAAAAAGCUGGAGGAGCUGGAGCUGGAUGAGCAGCAGCGGAAACGCUUAGAGGCCUUUCUGACCCAGAAACAGAAGGUGGGAGAGCUGAAGGACGAUGACUUUGAGAAGAUCUGUGAGCUGGGCGCUGGCAAUGGAGGCGUCGUCUUCAAGGUCUCACAUCGACCCUCUGGUCUGAUUAUGGCAAGAAAGCUGAUCCACUUGGAGAUUAAACCGGCCAUCAGAAACCAGAUCAUCCGGGAGCUACAGGUGCUUCAUGAGUGUAACUCCCCGUACAUCGUCGGCUUCUACGGGGCUUUUUACAGCGACGGAGAAAUCAGCAUCUGCAUGGAGCAUAUGGACGGUGGCUCUCUGGACCAGUCGCUGAAGAAAGCAGGCAAGAUCCCUGAGCAGAUCCUUGGCAAAGUCAGCAUUGCUGUUAUUAAAGGGCUUUCCUACCUGAGGGAGAAGCAUAAGAUCAUGCACAGAGAUGUCAAGCCUUCUAACAUCCUGGUGAACUCCCGUGGUGAGAUCAAGCUGUGUGACUUUGGUGUGAGCGGACAGCUCAUAGACUCCAUGGCCAACUCCUUUGUGGGAACACGCUCUUACAUGUCGCCGGAGCGUUUGCAGGGGACCCACUACUCCGUCCAGUCCGACAUCUGGAGCAUGGGGUUGUCUCUAGUCGAAAUGGCCAUUGGACGGUUCCCUAUCCCCCCACCUGAUUCCAAGGAGCUGGAGCAGAUUUUUGGAAUCCCCGUGGAAGGCGAGGCAACCUCCGGUGAGACCUCUCCAAAACCGCAGCCUCCUGGGCGGCCAGGCAGUUCUUACGGGCCAGACAGCCGACCCCCGAUGGCUAUAUUUGAGCUGCUUGAUUACAUUGUCAAUGAGCCUCCACCAAAGCUGCCGGCGAUAUUUAGCUCUGAAUUCCAAGACUUUGUAAAUAAAUGCUUGAUUAAAAAUCCUGCAGAGAGAGCAGACUUGAAGCAGCAGAUGGUGCAUCCUUUCAUCAAACAGUCUGAGGCUGAGGAGGUGGACUUUGCAGGCUGGCUGUGCAGCACCAUUGGACUCAGUCAGCCCGUGACCCCCACCCACGGUGCAGCCAUGUGA
Messenger RNA from Menidia menidia (Atlantic silverside), 1188 nucleotides. The record is from the annotation of a GenBank genome assembly. Lineage: Eukaryota; Metazoa; Chordata; Actinopteri; Atheriniformes; Atherinopsidae.